UCCACAUAUUGCCAGAAGGGAAAGGAACUCACUGUAAAGCUGUUUUUUCUAUUAUCAAUUCUCUUGUUCGAGCCUUGCAGCUUGCAAAAAGCGGAGCUAAACCUGCUGUGGGAUUUGAGUGUGAUCAUGUUGCUGUGGUUGAUAUGAGUUUCUUAUCUGGAAUGUUCAACAUUUAUGGCACGUCUGGCUAUAAGCUCAGGUACCGUUGUAAUGAUUUGGUCAGAACAGGGCAAUAAACACAGUUUUGUGAAAAGCCCAAAUCAUUCCUGUCUAUUGAACUUGGAGAAAGAAGCAGUUACAAUUUCUAUGUACAUAAUUGGCGACCAAUGCAAUCUAUCAAGAAUAACAGCCCAAAACCCGAUCCAGUGCCUAACGCUACUUCAGUUGAAACUAAUUCUCCUGAGGCUCAACAUCUCUCCUCUCUAGAAAUUGAAUGUUCUAGAGAAGUACCAUCAGAGGCCCUACUGUUGGUUUGUUCUGAAGAUUCGCUGCCCUUGUACUCCAAAUAAUGCACAAUUCAGGUAAACAAAAAAAAAAUGCAUUCAUAAAGUGAAGCACGCAAAAUCAUGUCGUUGCACCACAACCUUUAGCAAUGAUGGAAAAUUGUGUGGACUGGUGUCACUGUUUCAGGAUGGAGUAGUUGAAACAGAUCUUCGUUUGAUUUAAAAUUGGUGAAAGAGAGUUCCUUAAUGUAAAUUCUGGCGUGGAGUUUCAAGGCAAACAUGGAUAAGACAAUUAGUGCAAAUAAUGGGCAGAUAACUUUGGCAAAUGAAUAUGAAGUGGCUUUCGUCCAUCUGUUACGUGCUGAAAAUGAUGUCAGGAUUCUGGAGUCUUUGCCUUGUCUUCAUGAUAAAGUUCUUGAUGCUGCUGCAGAUGCUGGGUUUGUCGUCUCUUCAAAUCAGAAGAAAAAACAGGGCAAUGCACCAGGGAUUCUUGGUGGUAUUGUCACAGGCUUUAAGGCAGGGAAAGGUAGCCAUACUGUGGAUAUUACUGUGGCUCCUAAGUCCAGUUUUACUCAUUUAGAGGGAAUAUCUUCGAAGCCCCCAUUCCUAGAUUCAUCUCCUACUGCAACAGAUGAUGAGAAAGUAAUAUAGGUCACAUUGUAAUGGAUGAAACAGGAUCUGUGGCAGCCACUUCAUGUCAUAAAGUAGCUUAUAUGAAGAAAG
Molecule: messenger RNA, 1166 nt
Organism: Mangifera indica (mango)
Lineage: Eukaryota; Viridiplantae; Streptophyta; Magnoliopsida; Sapindales; Anacardiaceae
Exons: 9
Coding region: 723-1094 (123 amino acids)
Biological process (GO): regulation of exocytosis
Cellular component (GO): cytoplasm; plasma membrane
Molecular function (GO): myosin II binding; syntaxin binding; GTPase activator activity
Source: RefSeq, a predicted model, not a curated record